UAGAAACGGUUUCUUUUAUGCACAGAUAUAGUUCAGUUGUGGAUAAAUAAAUUAACUGAAAAGGUUAUUAAAGGGAAAUGUGAAAUAUUUCUUAUAGGAAUUUCUUUCCAUUAAAGUUUUUCUUUUUUAAAGCUUAGCUUUUUGCAUCAUUUUAAUAUUUCUUUAUUUAAAUAUAUUGCAUUGCUUUAACGCAAAACAAAGACAUUUUCUGUAUCAUUAGUUUACAAAACAUUCAGAAAACUAAUUCGAUUUAAAAAGUCUUUAAAGGAGAGAGAGAAAAUCAAAAAAUAGCGAUAAAUUCCACUAUAUGUAUAAAUUCAUAACAAUUUGGCUUUCUAGUGUGUAGAUUUAAUUUACAUAUAAAAUGAUCAGAAUGUAACUUUUUUUUGUUUGUUUAUCAAUAAAUUAUAAUUAAUAAUAACAGCAAUACAAUCAAAUAUUAAUAAUUAUUAUUAUAAUCAAUCCUUUUUCGUGCAAACUAUUAGUGAACUGAUCUUGUUCAUCUUGUGGUGUGCGUGUGUGUGUGUGUGUGUGUGUGGUGGGCGUGGGAGUAGGUGUGUGUGUGGGUGUGUGGGUGGUCAGGCGACAUGACAAGAGUCAAUAUGAUAAAAAUCCAUCUUUCCUCUGCGUGCACAGAAUAAAAGAGAUGCUUUGGGAGCUCUGGAUCCAGCAUUAUUAUUUUUCUCCCAUGAACGUCGUUUGAUUGGACACUUUGACACGGUCGAGCGUCGCUUUCUCUGAUCACUGUUCGGGGAUUCGCGAAGCGUGUCUAACAGAAUCAGGUGAUUGAGUUGAUGGAGAGGAGGAUGGACUUCACGGCAGAUGAAGAGCUGGAGGAACUGUGUCCGGUGUGCGGGGAUAAAGUGUCCGGAUAUCAUUACGGCCUUCUUACCUGCGAAAGUUGUAAGGGGUUUUUCAAGAGGACGGUUCAGAAUAACAAGAGAUACACGUGCACACAGAACCAGGACUGUGGCAUCGACAAAACCCAGAGGAAGAGAUGCCCUUUCUGCCGCUUCCAGAAGUGCCUCAGCGUCGGCAUGAGACUCGAGGCGGUCCGUGCAGAUCGAAUGAGAGGAGGAAGGAACAAGUUCGGCCCCAUGUACAAGCGUGACCGUGCCCUGAAACAGCAGAAGAGAGCUUUAAUCAGAGCCAGCGGCUUUAAGAUAGAGUCCAACCCGACCCUCCUGUCCACCAGCCAGACGGAGUACCCUCUUCCCGGAUCUCUGUCGGGCCUCCACCCCCCUUCUCUCUCCUCUCCCGAGUACGACUGCCCUCCGCUCUGCCCUCCGGCGCUGGGUGUAGCGCUGCAGAGCUACGGCUCCUUCCCGGCUCAGUACCAGUACACCGCUCCCUCUUUACCGAGCAGAUCCAUCAAGGCAGAGUACCCAGAUGCGUACUCCAGUUCACCAGACUCCUCUCUCGGGUACCCGUACCCUGACGGCUGCAUGCCCGCGUCCCCGCACUCCAGCCCCAUGAACCCCGGGAUGCCUCCACUGGUGCUGGAGCUGGUCAUCUGCGAUCCGGAUGAGGAGCAGGUGAGAGGGAAGAUCUGUGCGUACCUUCACCAGGAGCAGAGCGGCAGGGGUAAACUGGAUAAACCGCGGCCCUUCAGCCUGCUGUGUGUCAUGGCGGAUCAGACAUUGUUCUCAAUUGUGGAGUGGGCAAGAAGCUGUGUCUUCUUCAAGGAACUAAAGGUAGGAGAUCAGAUGCGACUGCUGCAUAACUGCUGGAGCGAGCUGCUGCUUCUCGAUCAUAUCUGCAGACAGGUGCAUCAUGGGAGAGACAGCAGUCUGCUACUCAUUACAGGACAGGAGGUGGAUCUGUCCGCGGUGUCUGACGCGGGGCCGCCUCUGUCCAGUAUGGUGCAGAGAGGACAGGAGCUGGCCAGGAGACUGCAGCUGCUGCAGGUGGACAGAAGAGAGAUGGCCUGUCUGAAGUUCCUCAUCCUCUUCAACCCCAAUGUGAAGCUCCUGGAGAACCAGCAGUUUGUGGAGAGCGUCCAGGAGCAGGUGAACGGCGCUCUGCUGGAGUACACGCUCUACUCGUACCCUCAGUGUCUGGACCGCUUCGGUCAGCUCAUACUGCGGCUGCCUGAGGUGCGUUCGCUCAGCGCGCAGGCCGAGGACUAUCUGUGCUACAAGCAUCUGUGCGGAGAGGUGCCGUGCAACAACCUGCUCAUAGAAAUGCUUCACGCCAAGAGGUCGACCGCGGUCUGAACCUGACAUUCGAACCAGAGUUUAAGCCAUAUGUGCAAGAUGGAUGGUGAACAGUUUUCCAAAGGCAAUUAUUUCAUACCUUACGUGAUGAAUGUACAGAAUCUGUAUUCCUUUUUAAGCAUGACAAUCACUGAUGGACACGGAGGUGUUUUUAUAUUUGCAUAGUGUUUCCUUCUUAGUGCUCUUAGCGUCUCGGCUAUAAAGGUAAUAAUUGCAGAGUAUAAUCUCUAUAGAGUGCAACAGCUGGUUUCGGAAGUAUUUUUUCCAUUCAUUUCUGCCAUACAGAUUUUUUUUUUUUUUUUAAAAGGUCUUUGUUUAAGCAUUAUAAGCCACGAGGUGAUUCAUAACAUUACAAACACUGAUGUGAAGCAAAAAAGUAUUUGAAAAUCGGAUGAAAAGUACUUAACAGCUUUAGUGAGGGAAAAACUACAAUCCCAUGAAGCACUGCGAACAGUAUAAUCGAAUGAAAAAUGAUGGAGAAAUAUGGAACUUAUUUGAAAAUGUUAAUUAUAUAUAUAAAACAAUAUAUUUUAAGUUUAUUACAAAAUAUGCAUCGGCUGAAAGCAGAUAAAGUGGCCCUCUUUUUUGUUAAAUGUACCUUAUGUUCUUUUCUUUUCUUUAAUGCUUUUAAGGUCCAGCUAUAAUAUUUCCAUUUGAAUACAGUUCAUAAUGUGUUAUUUGCAAGGUAUAUACUUUAUAGGUAUAUAUGCACUCCAGACAAGUUUCUUUUCAGGUAAAGUGGGCCAUCCCUGAUUUAACAGAAAAUAAAAUUUUAAAAACACUUCUGUUUAUUAACAUAUACAUUUAUAUUAAAAAACAUUUCAAUUAUAUUCAACAAAUUUACAUUUAAAACCCCCCCAAAAAGAACAUAUGUUAUAUAACAAAUGCUGUGUUGAUAUUAAAUUUGAAUAUCAGAAUAUGGAUGAAAAUUACUCUACAACAUAUUCAAAUGUGACUAUAAACACAUGCAACAACAAAUCAGCUAACAAAAACCGUAAUAAGAGGAGCAUUUAAUAUGUAAAACAAACACAUUUUUUAAAAUGUUAUUCUUUGCAUUUUAUUCCCUGUAAACUGUAGUAACAAACAAAAUAGGAACUGUCACAAUAAUAUUUGUUUACAUUUAGGGUAUGUUUACAUGAAAACGAUGUACUAAAAACAGGUUUUCUUUUGCAUUUUUCGCGUAUAGAUGACAAUGUUGUCAAAGCGAUUCUUGUUCACACAUGAAAAUUUGCUGUAUUCUGCUGCCAAGCCAGCAGAUGGCGAUGUCACUUUGUAAAAAAAAAAAAAAAAAAAAAACUAUGCGCCUAUAGACUGAACACGUAAUAUGCAUGAUGUCACUGUUUCAUAAAUUUGUGUUUUUGUAGUUUACGUGGAGACGAUAAUGGUCUUGUUUUCAAAUACUUGCACUUUGAAACCCGUUUUCAAAGUUUGCAUUUUCAGGCCCCCAAAAUGCCAUUGUCAUGUAAAUGAAUGGCCAAAACAUAAAAAGGUUUCAGUUUUUAGUUGAAAAUGGUGUUGUGUAAAUGGCCCCUUUGUGAGCAACCUUAUAAGUUAGAAAUGAAAUCUUGUGUCAAAGGGUUUUUUGCCUUUCAGCAUGAGACAGUCCUCCUUUGAGAUGUGGCUACGCCCACCAGUAUCAUAUUGCAUCAGCCAAAUCUAUUUUAUCAUAAAUAGUGUCUCUUCAAUUAAAGGUGCAGUCUGUAAAUUUUAGGAGGAUCUAUUGACAGAAAUGCAAUAUAAUACAUAGCUAUGUUUUAAGUGGAGUAUAAAGACCUUACAUAAUGAAGCGUUAUGUUUUCAUUACCUUAGAAUGAGCCAUUUCUAUCUAGUUGUUCUUCUUCGCGGGUCUCUUUACAUGUUAAAGCACCAUUAUGUGCCGACAUGUUUCUACAGCAGCCCUAAAUGGACAAACUGUUCUACAGAGCGCGUUUCGUCACUAUGUUGUUGUUGUUCUUCUUCUUUGGUGUUUUUAGAGGCAGCUUGCAUCGUCACUACUUUGAAUACACACGAAGAAGUAGUAGUAGUAGUUGUCGUCUGGUUUAUUAGAAACAGAGACUGUUCUUUUGUUAGAAGUAAGAAGAAACCUCAUUGCUUGACUGACUACUCUCUGCUGUCACAGACGACAUCUUCAUCCUGUGUCUGCCACCGGGAGGGGUGAGCAGCGGACUGAGCAAUUCUCAACCGCACCACUAGAUGCCGCUAAAAUGUACACACUGCACAUUUAAAUACCAUUGUUAUGCUUUGUAUGUGUAAACCCAUUGAGCACAGUACAAUCAAACGGCCCACUUUACCUGCAUUCACAGUAUAUAUACACAUUUUUAAGUAUUUGUAGAGCGUAGGAAGACUGACUCGAUUACAUCACUGGCAGUGCUUCAUGGAAGUGGGCGGAGCUAAAUAUCUCUUUUGAUGCGUUCUGCUGGUUUCGACUCUCUGAUAGGUGGAAUUUUCUAUACAGCAUCAUGGGUGAUGUAGUUUUACUUCUGGAACCGACGGUUGCUCUCUAUAGUCUAAGAGCGAUAUUUAUGUAUUUAUGUUAUUUACCUUAUUGCUCCUGUGCUUUUAAAUGGAGGAUGAGUUUUGUACUUUUCUUGUCAAUUCAGUAGCUAUUUUAAAAAACAUUCCAAAAGGGGCUGAUAACAACAAUCAAAUUAAACAAAAGAAGGUAUUUAUUGAGAUAAUGUAAUUUACAGUAUCAAUGAAUGUAUUUAAAGCACAUUUUUACAUAGAUUACACAUUUAUUUGUCUUUCCAUUUAAUUGAAAAAUUUGGUCGCAAUAAAAUCAAAUAAAAACA
Messenger RNA from Megalobrama amblycephala (Wuchang bream), 5008 nucleotides. It is a transcript of the gene nr5a1a, whose product is annotated as nuclear receptor subfamily 5, group A, member 1a. Gene Ontology annotation, cellular component: RNA polymerase II transcription regulator complex. The record is from RefSeq and is a predicted model, not a curated record. The transcript is spliced from 8 exons. Gene Ontology annotation, biological process: hormone-mediated signaling pathway; regulation of transcription by RNA polymerase II; tissue development. Gene Ontology annotation, molecular function: RNA polymerase II cis-regulatory region sequence-specific DNA binding; nuclear receptor activity; zinc ion binding. Bases 795 to 2216 code for a protein of 473 amino acids. NCBI's taxonomy places the organism in Eukaryota, Metazoa, Chordata, Actinopteri, Cypriniformes, Xenocyprididae.